This is a messenger RNA of Aedes albopictus (Asian tiger mosquito), 1048 nucleotides long. RefSeq names its product mantle protein. Bases 148 to 696 code for a protein of 182 amino acids. NCBI's taxonomy places the organism in Eukaryota, Metazoa, Arthropoda, Insecta, Diptera, Culicidae. The record is from RefSeq and is a predicted model, not a curated record. The transcript is spliced from 2 exons.
AUGAUAUUUCGGUUCGGAGUCGACGGCGCCGGUGGGUUCUGAUUUUCUUGUUGGCGUAUAAAUAUGCUGGGAAAAGCUCCAGAAGGCAUCAGUCAGCUUUGAACAUUUACCAGUAUUACAUUACGAAUACGUUUAAACAGUUGAAAAAUGAAGGCUUUUGUUGUUUUUGCUAUGGCUAUUGCCAUCGUGGCCAGUGCUGCCGUUGAGAAGAAGGAAGCUGCUGCGGAAGGUGCGAAGAAGCAGGACAAACGUGGACUGUGGGACUUGGGAUACGGUUAUGAGUCGCACGGUUGGGAUCAUUCGCCGCUGAAGUUGUCCCAUGGAUGGGAAGAGCCUCACAUUACCACCGUCAUCAAGAAGGAACACGUUGCCGUCCCAUACGAGGUCGAGAAGCACGUCCCAUACCCAGUCAAGGUCCCAUACCCAGUGACCGUCGAGAAGCACGUGCCAGUCGUCGUUGAAAAGAAGGUCCCAGUCUACGUCGAGAAGCCAGUUGCUGUCCCAGUCAAGGUCCCAUACAAGGUCAAGGAAUACGUCGAAGUCCCCAAGCCAUACCCAGUCCAUGUUGAGAAGCCAUACCCAGUCUACGUCAAGAAGCCAGUCUACGUCGAGAAGCACGUCCCAGUUGUCGUCAAGUCCCACGGAUGGGAGCCACACCACAGCCACUCCUACUCCGAGGUCCACUCGUGGCACUAAAGACUGGUCUUCGUUGACCCCCUAGAUCACCCCAAAAAAUGAAACGUUAUUAAUCCUAUAUUUAACAGCUCAAGCUAUUCCAGUAUUGUGAUCUUCAUGUUUCAUCGCUUCUAGCGCAUCCAAAUCGUUCGAUUUGGACUGUUUUUUUUGUGUAUUGUUAUAAACCUGCGGGAGAGAAUACUCAUCUUUUCGCCACCGUAGCAGAAAAGCACCUAGCUCUCUUAAACCAAACCAAUCAUUUUUUUCAACUUGUUGUCCAAUGUAAAUAAAUUAUUUUACCUUGCCUACAUGUUGUAAGCAAAAUGUAAUAAAAAAAAGUAAAUAAAAAAAAGCUGAAAACUGAAACCAACAA